Messenger RNA from Clunio marinus, 3076 nucleotides. The record is from the annotation of a GenBank genome assembly. NCBI's taxonomy places the organism in Eukaryota, Metazoa, Arthropoda, Insecta, Diptera, Chironomidae.
ACUUAAGAAAUGGAUGAAAAAUGUUUAAAUGCAUUAACAGAGACUUAGUGCUUCGGUAAACAGUUAGCGAUGGCAUAGAAAUUGUGAUAUUUUACACACAAAAAUUGAAUGAAAAACGCAAGGUUGGAUAAGAAAAAAAAAGUUUGAAAGAUUUUUUAAUCUUAAAAGAUUUACAAAAAUGACAUGAAGCAAAAAUUAAAAGAAAAAUUUAAUGUCGGAGAUAAAGUGAAAAAAUCAACUUUUACAAAAUGUGUAAAAAUGUCAAAAGAAGUUGAGAAUUUGAAGAAUGGAAUUUUGAAUGGAGAGUCUCUGAUAAACAUCCAGCAUCAGCAACAAAAACAAUCAAAAUUGGGCAAUUCCAAUGUGGAUCGUGACACAAAAUCAAUAGUGGGUGGACGAUUGCAGUUCUAUAAAGAUGGAAAAUUUAUCUUGGAACUUGCUCGUGCCCGUGAGGGUGAAAAAACAGGUUGGAUAUCGGUACCAAGGAAAACAUUCUGGCCACCCACAAUCUCGACAAACUCUAGCACAACAUUCAAUUCUGAUGACAACAGUUCGAUACAAUCAUCACCAUGGCAGCGCGAUCAUUGCUGGAAACAGACACAGCCGCGCAACAAUAUUUCCAAAGAGAUGGUUCUCUUCUUUCAUCGUCCAGGACGACUUCGCUUAUCAAAAGAAUGUCAAAAAACUGCACAAUCAAAACGUCGUCGUCCAUUAGACAAAGGAGGAAACGUUAAAUUUAUACAAAUUGAUGAAAAGAAAGAUGACUUAAUAAGUGAUGACAUUUCAAAUGAUGCUCAUUCAAAGUCGGAUGAUGACAACAAAAUAAAUGGUGACAGUAAAUUGGAGAAAGUUUCAUUAGAAGAUACAAAACGGUCGCGUCCAAAGGCGUCGUUAAAUGGUAAUAAUUCAACAAUUCCAUUAUCAUCAUCGUCAUCAUCGUCAUCAUCAAUCUCACCACAAAUGUCAAAUGGAAAUUUAACAACAAAGAAUCAACAACAAGAUAAAUCAACACCACCUGUCGUAUCACGUCCUAUCAGCAGUUAUAGUAUUACAUCGCUCUUGGCACAUAACAACAACAAUUCAAGCACAUCAGCAGCAGCUGGAAGCUGUUACAGUAUUAACGAACAUUCAAAUGACUCAACAUCCACUAGUCACUAUCAACAACAGAGAUUAAGUCUGAGUCAGAAUUCAUCGCCAAAAUCACCAUUGCAACAACAACAGCAGCAGCAACAGAAAAGUUCAUCACCUAAUCAAAGUCCAAGUCCAGAACAUCAUGCAUUUCAUAAAUAUCGUCCCACCACAACACCAACAGCUGCAUCAUCAUCACCAUUCAGUGGAAGUUAUCAUUCACCUAAUUACAUACGUGGAUCACCAUCACCUCACGCUGAUAAUCGAUUACGUACUACUGGUAAUUAUCAUCAUCAACACUCGCCAUCUCAUUAUGCAUCGUCACCAUCGCAUCAAAGCUUUGGAACGCCACGUGACUCUAGUCUGUCACCGAAUGUUGAAAGAACAUCAACAGCAAGUAGUAGAAGUACACCGACAAGUAGUGGAACGAGUGGAAUUCGUACAGUGCCGAAGAAGACGGCAGCAUUAAGACAACAGUUUAGUUCACCGACAAUGGAGAUUUCAAGUAAGAAAUCAUCGACAAUGAAGGCUGAAAAUGUUGAUUCAUUACUUCGUCCUUCAGCUUUGAUAGCACCUCCAGUACCCCAUCCGGCACAAAUGUAUCCUUACAUGUAUCCAACAUUGAGUUAUUUACCAACGGCUGUUCCACCUUAUUAUCAUCCAGCAUUUUAUAAUCCUGCGAUGAUGGCUGCAGCUGCAGCUUCUUAUAGGAUUCCUGGAAUGCAUCCUGGUGCAAUUCCAGGCUAUCCAGGUGCUUCCCUUUCACCUGUUUCAACAGCACAAUUAGCUGGAUCAUCAUCUCCGGUUUCAGGAUAUGAAAAGAACUCAAAUGGACAAAGAAAUUCGACAAUUUCCUCACCCCCUGCCACACAUCCCACAUUAUCACCAUACGUACCAUCAUCACCUUGGAAUCCGAUUCCAUUAACAAAUCAUUCCAUUAAUGAUGGCAGUAUAAUUCCAAAAGCUAAAGAUGAGCCAAUUUCAGAUGUUCCACUUAAUUUAUCUAAACAUUAGACGAUUAACAUAUGAAACACCAGAAUGAUUAUUAAGAGUGUUUAGUGGAUGACAAUACGUAAGUUAUUGUGAGAGAAUCAAGUGAACAGAAAAUAAAUUAAAAUUGAGAGAAAAACUGAUUAAUAAAAUAAUGAAAAGUGGCAUCAGUGAGGUUUACAACAGAUCCUAGCAUCGAUGCGACAUCGUGAAAAUGUAAACUCGAUCAUAUUUGAAGAUGAAAAGAUGGAAAUUUGUGGAUUGAAAUGUAGAGAAGGAAAAGUUGAAGUUGUGAAAACGGUUUAAAUUUCCAUACAAUAAUCGUUUGAAAAUUUAAGCCGUCUUCACAUUUUCCAUACAUGUCAGAAAUGAAAAUCUAUGGAAAUUCAAGCCAUUUCCUACUUUCUUUCUCUUAAUUUCAUUUGACGAAAAUUAUUUGAUUGUGUGCUCAUUAAUCGACGCAUCGACCCUCUAGGGUCUGACAUUUUAGAACAUGAAAAUAUUUUCGAAAUAUUUACAAAAUCCCAGAUACAAAAUAACAAAAAAAGAUUUUUCUUUUUGGAACAAAUCGCUUCCAAAAGCUAAGAUAAUGAUGAGAAAUGAAUCUAUUUAUGAUUAAAAUCUACUUAAGCCGUCUCUUAUGUGGAUGAAGAUGGAAGAUUUAUAUUUAAAGAUGUAUUUUUGAUAUAUUGUGCGAACUUAAAAAAGAUAAUGAACAAAAAUAUUAUGAAGCAGUUUUUCGAUGUGUUUUGUAUGUGUCGCUCGAAUUAUAAACCGAAAAAGUAAAAAAGGGUCAAUUUUUUGUAAACUCAUUGUACUUGGAGUCCGCAUAGGGAAUGCUUUUGAUUGGUAAUUUGUUUACAUAGUGAUUAACAAGAUGUGGUAAAUUAAAGCAAAUGGAAGGGCUUUGAUUGAUUCACAAUUUUAAAAAGUAUGAAAGCUUAAAUGAUUCUGAGGC